Pogoniulus pusillus (Red-fronted tinkerbird) is the source of this 9476-nucleotide messenger RNA. It is a transcript of the gene ATRN, whose product is annotated as attractin. The record is from RefSeq and is a predicted model, not a curated record. Gene Ontology annotation, molecular function: protein binding. Bases 17 to 4216 code for a protein of 1399 amino acids. Gene Ontology annotation, cellular component: Golgi apparatus. The transcript is spliced from 29 exons. Lineage: Eukaryota; Metazoa; Chordata; Aves; Piciformes; Lybiidae.
GGAGGCGCCGCGGCGGAUGGUCCGCGUUGUCCCGCCGCCCCCCGCCCGCCCCUCUCGGAGUCGGCGGCGUCGGCGGUGGCAGAUGGAGCGGGGGGGCCCGGGCUGGCGGGGCGGGAGGCCGCCGCCGCGGAGGUUACUGUUGGCGUUGCUGCUGUUGUUGAUGCCGGCGCUGCCGGGCUUGGGCCCCGCGGCAGCUGCUGCUGCUUCGGCCGCUGAGGAGACGGCGGCGGAGAAGGAAUGCGACAAGCCGUGCGCCAACGGCGGGCGGUGCCAACCGGCCAGCGGGCAGUGCGAGUGCCAGCCCGGCUGGGUGGGCGACCAGUGCCAGCACUGUGGGGGCCGCUUCAGGCUCACUGGGCCUUCAGGGUAUGUAACGGAUGGGCCUGGGAAUUACAAAUACAAAACAAAAUGCACCUGGCUCAUCGAAGGAAGGCCAAACACAAUCCUCAGGCUUCGAUUCAAUCACUUUGCCACAGAGUGCAGCUGGGACCACUUGUAUGUCUAUGAUGGAGAUUCGAUUUAUGCUCCCUUGCUGGCGGCUUUCAGUGGUCUUAUUGUUCCUGAGAAAGAUAGCAAUGAAACAGUGCCAGAGGUGGUAGCUACUUCUGGAUAUGCCCUUCUGCAUUUCUUCAGUGAUGCUGCCUAUAAUUUAACAGGGUUUAACAUCACAUACAAUUUCAAUAUGUGCCCCAAUAACUGCUCUGGCCGAGGAGAAUGCAAGCUCAACAGCAGCAGCAAUGCUCUGGAAUGUGAAUGUGCCAAAUACUGGAAGGGAGAAGCCUGUGACAUUCCCUACUGCGCUGGGGACUGCGGCGCACCUGAGAGAGGCCACUGCAGCCUCAACGAUACUAAGGCCUGUUCAUGCUCGGCGGGCUGGCAAGGUCCUGGCUGCUCAAUUCCUGUUCCUGCAAACCAGUCAUUUUGGACCCGGGAGGAAUACUCUCUUCCAAAACUUCCUAGAGCAUCUCACAAAGCUGUGAUCCAUGACCAUAAGAUGUGGAUUGUUGGAGGCUAUGUCUUCAAUCAUUCUGACUCUCAGAAAGUUUUGGCGUAUGAUCUGAUUUCUGAAGAGUGGCUUCCACUGAACAGCACUGUGAACCUGGUGGAGAUGAGGUACGGCCACUCGCUGGCCUUGCAUAAGGAUGACAUCUACAUGUAUGGCGGCAAGAUAGAUGCGACAGGGAACGUGAGCAGCCAGCUGUGGGUGUUCCACAUUCCCAGCCAGAGCUGGACGCAAGCCGCGCCGGUGGCCAAGGAGCAGUACGCUGUGGUGGGGCACUCGGCACAUAUCGUCACCCUGCGGGACAACAGCACUGUCAUGCUCGUCAUCUUUGGCCACUGCCCCCUCUAUGGCUACAUCAGCAACGUCCAGCAGUACAGCCUGGCCACAAACACAUGGAGCAUUCUGCAGACCAGCGGAGCUUUGGUGCAAGGAGGUUAUGGCCACAGUAGUGUUUAUGAUCCAAGUACAAGAUCAAUUUAUAUCCAUGGAGGUUACAAAGCCUUCAGUGCCAACAAGUACAGGCUGGCAGAUGACUUGUACAAAUAUGAAGUCGAUUCCCGCAUGUGGACAAUUCUCAAGGACAGCAGAUUCUUCCGCUACCUGCACACAGCGGUGAUCGUCAGUGGGACCAUGCUGGUGUUUGGAGGCAACACGCACAACGACACCUCCAUGAGCUACGGUGCCAAGUGCUUCUCUUCUGAUUUUAUGGCCUAUGAUAUUGCCUGUGAUCGUUGGUCUGUCCUUCCACGCCCUGGGCUCCAUCACGAUGUCAACAGGUUUGGACACUCUGCUGUGCUCUACAACAGCACUAUGUAUAUCUUUGGAGGCUUCAACAGCCUCCUCCUGAGCGACAUCCUGAAGUACACACCCAAAAGAUGUGAUGCUUUUGCCAAUGAGACUGCCUGCCUGCAAGCAGGCCCUGGAGUCAGGUGUGUGUGGGCUGCCUCCCCUCCUGGCUGCAUCCCCUGGGAGAAUGCGACACUAGAGCAGCAGCAAAAGAUCUUGGAGGACUGUCCUCCCAGGCCAGCUGUAGACAAUGAAAAAUGUGAUCAGAUUACAGACUGCUAUAGCUGUACUGCAAAUACCAACAGCUGCCAGUGGUGCACUGACCAGUGUGUCUCCGUGCACAACAACUGCACAGAGGAACAGGUUCCUAUUACUCUGUAUGAAAAUUGUCCAAAGGAUAACCCUGCCUAUUACUGUAACAAAAAGACGAGCUGUAAAAGCUGUGCCAUGGAUCAGAACUGUCAGUGGGAGCCCAGGAACCAGGAGUGCAUUGCUUUGCCAGAGAAUAUUUGUGGAACAAACUGGCACUUGGUUGGCAACUCCUGCUUGAAAAUUACGAAUGCCAAGGAAAACUAUGACCAUGCCAAGCUGUCCUGCAGAUCCAACGGGGCUUUGCUGGCGUCUCUCACCACUCAGAAGAAGGUGGAGUUUGUUCUAAAGGAGCUGCAGAAGAUGCAGUCUUUGCCCAAAACUCUGACUCCCUGGGUAGGACUGAGGAAAAUCAACGUGUCCUACUGGUGCUGGGAAGACAUGUCUCCCUUCACCAACACCCUUGUGCAGUGGCUCCCCGAAGAGCCCAGCGACGCUGGCUUCUGUGGCUACUUGGCGGCACCUUUCCAGCAGGGACUGAAGGCAGCCACCUGCAUCAACGAGGUCAACGGCAGCGUCUGCGAGAGGCCAGCCAACCACAGUGCCAAGCAGUGCCGGACUCCCUGCGCCCUGCGCAGCGUCUGCGGGGAGUGCACCAGCGGCAGCUCCGAGUGCAUGUGGUGCAGCAACAUGAAGCAGUGUGUGGACUCCAACGCUUACGUGGCCUCCUUCCCCUACGGGCAGUGCAUGGAGUGGUACACCAUGAGCAGCUGUCCACCUGAAAACUGCUCUGGCUACUGCACUUGUGCUCACUGCCUGGAGCAGCCUGGCUGUGGCUGGUGCACUGAUCCCAGCAACACGGGCAAGGGGAAGUGCAUUGAAGGCUCCUUCAGAGGCCCUGUCAAGAUGCCAGUGCCGUCUGCAAGCGGGAAGCACAGCUUGGAGCCCGUCCUCAAUGUCAGCAUGUGUCCUGUGGAGAGCAGCUAUAACUGGUCCUUUAUUCAGUGUCCAGCCUGCCAGUGUAAUGGGCACAGUAGGUGUGUAAAUGAGAGCGUCUGCGAGAAGUGUGAGAACCUGACCACUGGCAAGCACUGCGAGACCUGCAUCUCAGGCUACUAUGGUGACCCUACCAACGGGGGAACUUGUCAGCCUUGCAAGUGCAACGGCCACGCGUCUGUCUGCAACACAAAUACAGGGAAGUGUUUCUGCACCACCAAGGGAAUAAAAGGAGACGAAUGUCAGCUGUGUGAAGUUGAAAAUAGAUAUCAGGGAAAUCCACUUAAAGGAACGUGUUACUAUACUCUUCUCAUUGACUAUCAGUUCACCUUCAGCCUGUCUCAAGAGGAUGAUCGCUAUUACACAGCAAUCAACUUUGUAGCAACACCUGAGGAGCAAAACAGAGACCUGGACAUGUUUAUCAAUGCUUCUAAAAACUUCAAUCUCAACAUCACUUGGUCUACAAGUUUUGCAGCUGGCACGCAGGCUGGGGAGGAGGUUCCAGUUGUUUCCAGAACCAAUAUCAAAGAGUACAAGGACAGCUUCUCCAAUGAGAAAUUUGACUUCCGCAACAAUCCGAACAUCACUUUCUUCGUCUACGUCAGCAACUUCACCUGGCCAAUAAAGAUACAGAUUGCGUUCUCACAGCACAGCAACUUUAUGGACCUGGUACAGUUCUUUGUGACAUUUUUCAGUUGUUUCCUGUCUUUGCUCCUGGUGGCAGCUGUGGUUUGGAAGAUUAAACAAAGUUGCUGGGCAUCGCGCCGCAGAGAGCAACUGCUCCGUGAGAUGCAGCAGAUGGCAAGUCGCCCCUUCGCCUCCAUCAACGUUGCCUUAGAAACAGAUGAGGAGCCACCAGAUCUCAUCGGGGGAAGCAUAAAGACCGUACCAAAGCCGAUCGCGCUGGAGCCCUGCUUCGGCAACAAAGCCGCCGUGCUCUCCGUGUUCGUCAGGCUGCCUCGGGGGCUCGGGGGGAUACCACCGCCCGGACAGUCAGGUCUGGCGGUGGCCAGCGCCCUGGUGGACAUUUCACAGCAGAUGCCAAUUGCCUACAAAGAGAAAUCAGGCGCAGUACGGAACCGCAAACAGCAGCCCCCUGCACAGCCAGGAACCUGUAUUUGAUGCAUGGACAUCAGAAACUGUUUUAAAUAAAACGGAAAAGGAGAACCCGAGAGGAGGAAGAGGAGAAAAGAUUCCCAAGUUGUGUCGCAAGAGACUAGAAGCACUCAAAACCCCCCACAAAAAACACCACCACAACUUCCUUGCACCCAACUCUCAUCUGCGUGAUAGUUGGCUUGUUUGGCAGCUGCUGCCCCGAGCUGUGCUGACACCUGGCUUCAGAUGGCUCCUGCAGCCCGCAGGGUUGCAGUGAAGUGAUUCCAGUGCAGGCCAAAUCAGGUCUGGUGGGCUGCGUCUGACUGUCAGUGUAAAUACGACAACAAUCCCAGGGGAAGGAGACUCAGGUUUAGCCAUGGAAAGUGCUUUGUAGUUCCUGUAUCUAUCAAACUGUGCAAAAGCAAGCGAGCAGCGGCUGCAGCAGUCAGCUCCCAGCACACAAACGCUACUGCAGCAUCUCCGCCCUGUUCUCCUUCCAUGUCAGCUCUUUGUUCCUGCAGUCUCUGAGCAGAGCUCUCCUCCAGACAGAGCAGCUUUGGAGUCACCAUGGUCCAGAACAUCAGCAGUUGGGAAGGCUUAAAGGUUGUUACCUCACCUUGCUCAGACCACAUGCAAUACCUGGAGAAGCUGAAGGCUGCUUUUGAAGGACUCAGUGUUUACAUAGUCUUAACCUGCUUGGAGUACACCACACACAAGUGCCUAGACUUGAACAGAUCUAGGGAGGGAGGAGGCUGCUACACACACUGAUGUUUAACAUGAUUCUCUUCCCUUUAAACGUCUGUGUGCACACAGACAGAGCCACCCAGGGCAGGCUGGGUUCCUUGUGGUGUGCCACAUGCAGUUGGAGGAAAAUGUCAUUUUCCUGACCAACGAAUGACUCAGCCAGAGGGGAGUACCUGAGGGGAAAGCAGAGUGUCUUUGUCUCCUGCUUUCACCAGUGUUUCUGAUAGAAGCAGUUUGUGUUGCAGGUCAGACACAUGGUAUUUCUUCUGAUUUUCUCUGCCCAUUUGGCCUCUUUCCCUCCUCCUUCCCUCCUGCCAUUCCUCUCCAUGUGAGCUGUGCUAUGCUGGAGCUCAGAGCCAUCUCUCCUCAGCAGCACGAUUUGCUCCAUCUCCUUACAGGGUGUAAAAGGCAACACUCCAGGUGCCAGAUUAUUUGAGGAUGACUUUAAAAACAACUUCAAAUAAAAAGCAAGCCGAGCAGCUGCAUUUGGCCACGGGUUUGAGCUGCUAAUGUUUCCCAUUGGGAUUGAGCUCACAUAUGUUGAAGGUGGCUUGUUGGUGACAGAAGGGACUUGCAAACACCAAAGAGGAGACUCUGCUCUCAGGGGAUGUCUGACCACCUGACUCACUCUCACUAGCUGGGAUUGUGUUUGGAAGUUCAGAGUUGGGCUUGGCAUAUCAGUCUGUGCAUGCUGGUCCCCAGUGUCUCCCCCGACUCUGGAAUGUGGUGCGGUGCCAGGGCCACAGAAAGCUGUGAUCGUGAAGCUGGUAGGAACAUGUUAGGUGAGAGUGCCCAACGAGGCAUGCAAGCCUUGCUUAAUCACAGCUAGGAUGACUCCAUCCAGGUCACUGAGCUGCUGGCUUCUGUUGAGGACAUCUGAUACUUAGAAAAUGGAGACCUACAAAGCAAGGGGAGUGAAGGGAAAAGAGCUCUGGAGCUUUCUGGCCAGGUAGCACCAAAACAGAGCACAGAUAGCUGCAGCUGUGCGUGUGCUGCUUAGCUGCUCUGCCUGCUCUGGGGCUAAACCAUGCAGUCUGCAGGAGCUCUGUGCAGCACCACAAGAGAGACCUGAAGGGCUGUGUGUUUCCAGAGAGCAGUGGCGUGCAGACUGGGAUGGGGUUGAACUGUGAUUUAAUGUGCCAGUUUAAUUGUGAUUUAAUGUGUGUUACCUCAGGCAGCUUCAUCUCCUGGAAAUCUGUUCCAGCUUCCUGUGUGUGUAGAGCUGACCUGAACUAGAGAAAUAAUACUGGACUGAAAUCCCUCCCCUGUGCUUGCUUUACAUGUUCAUGGUCUCCACCCUUGUCUUCAGAAAUGUCUUCUUGCCUCUCCAACACUUCCUUGGGAGGAGAACUGCCAACCCAAGUGGAGAAAGCUCUUGGGCUGAAGUCUCCAUAUUCAGGACAGCACUUAACCAGGUGCUUGAAGUUGUUGCUUAGGUUUGCCUGAACAGAAGCAGCUUUCAGAGCAGCAGGCCUGCAGGGGUGAUAUAUUUUUACACUAACAAAAAGGCAGGAAUGUGAGGGUUUAGGGUUUUUACCUCCUCCCUGGCCCUGGAGAGCUGAGUUGUCUCAUCUCAAAUGUAGAGUGUGUCCGGAAUUGUAGCUAGAGAGUUCCAUGUCAGAAAGAAUAGAGUGGAAGAGUAAAUUAAAGAUGUUGGAAAGCUGAGCAAAAAUGAUCAAAUGUUGAGAUUUAGCAGAUCCAGGAGCUAAAGAGAGGGACAAGAGUCAUCCAUAUAAAAGAAAGAGCUCCUACAGGAUGUGGCUCUGCUCUGCAUUCUCUCCAUGCUGAUGAGGGAAAAAGAAUUCUCGUACAUUUCUCUGCUGCAAACACUUUCAUCCCAACUGGAAAGUAAAAUAGAGGCAAAGAUGGGAAUGGAUUGGGGGGGGGGAGGAAGAAUCUCUGGUGGUUAUCACCGAGUCGGUAUCUGCAGUGAAGGAUUCAUGGGUUUCUUUCUUUGGGAGAUGAUAGGACAGGGGAAGAGUGACCUUAUUGGGUGGAGGAUCUGUACAUAAAUGACAGCACACCAGUUUUGCACUUGUACAUAAACUAUACAGCAGCGUGCAGAGGGUGGGAAGAUUUCCAGUGUAUAUAAACCAGAAAAAUAUUGAAUGUAUUUUUGAUGCAUUUUCAGUGAUGUAUGAGUUUUGUCUUAAUAACUUCUUCAUACAAUGAGUAUUAGUUUUUUUUUCCAGAGCUUUAAAGAAGCAUCAGAAGGUCUUGGGUGAUCUCUGGCAGGAUAAGGCAGAGAGGCAUAUCCUAACUUAAUUCAAAUGCAUUUCACUGAGCUGGGUAAGCCAAGGGAUAUGUGGCUCUUCCAUUUCAAGGGGGGAAGAAAACCCAACACUUGGGUAACAAAUGUAUUCAAAGUAGUCAUUACCUGGAGGAUUAGGUCAGCAGUUGAAGCCUCUACCCUUAAGUCUGUGCCAGUGAUUUCCAUUCAGAAUCACUGUUCCCAAGUGUUUGUAGCUAGCUGCAGCUCAGCAUUCCAAGGUUUCAGCCCUCGGAGCAUUUUUAGCCUUUGAGAGUAGCCUUUUGAGAAAAUGGUCUGAAAACUCAGCAGUGUUACAGCCCUUUUGUUCUGGGAAGCAGCAGUGCCCCUGGGGCUCCAGUAACAGCCUCCUUUCUGCUUCACCACUUCUCCAGUCUCUUUAGCCCAGGUUUUCCCUUUGACUGUUGUAGUGUGGGUGACAGGAGACCCUGCCCCAGCAUGGGUCAAGAUGGUUUGUGGGACACAACUUCCUUGGGUUUUGAAAUGCACUGUACUGAAAUUGCCAAAAUAAAGCUGUGCACGAUGGGGUAAUGCUUGUGACUGAAUCAGAGACUGGCUUGGGUUGGAAAGGACCUUGAAAGUCAUCCAGUCCAACCUUCUGCAGCCAUCAAGGACAUCUGCAGCCAGAGCAGGUUGCUCACAGCCCCAAACAACCUGACCUGGAAUGGAUCCAGGGAUGGGACAUCUGCCUCCUCUCUGGGCAACCUGGACCAGGGUCUCACCACCCUCAGGAAGAGAUUUUUUCCCUCUCUCUCUAGUCUGAUCUCCCUUUUUCAGUUGAAGCCACCAGCCCUUGUCCUGUGACAUAAAGGCACAGCAUACAACACACCAAGCUGUGCUGGCAUGGUGCCAGCAUGGCCUGGCUGUCCCUGUUGUGGCAGUUUAUGAAGUAAAUACUUGUCAGAAACAUCCUUCUCUCUGCAGUCAGCAUUUGCCAAAAGGCAGUCACAGGGGUUGCUGCAUGGCUUUUAAAAGGCAGCUCAGCUCGCCGGGGCCUCUUCGAGCUGAGCUAUAGAUGAAACCUCCUCAGUCAAGAGGCUGAAAUCAAACUUCUGCCUUUCCCCUAGCCCACUGGAACGCCAGUGCCACAACGAUGAGGCUGCUUCUCCACCCUGAACCACUCCUGGUGGCAGCAGCUUCGGCCUUGCAUUAGGGGCAGAGCACAGCUGCAUCUGUGGCCUUGGCAAAGCCUUUUCCCUGCGAGCAGAGCUUUGCCUGCCUGCAGGACGACAAAGCAGGACCCUCGGUACCAGGAGUGCCUGCAGCACCUCGCGGGAAGCUGCAGCUGUCUUUGCUCUUCCAGCUUCGUUUGGGAAUACCAUAUGGGAAGGGGGGGUUGGGUUUUUGGAGCCUGCUGAGCUAAGCUGCAAGAGCAGGUUGGGAGAAGGAGCUGUGCAUGCUCCACCUGGAAGACACAGGAGGAAAGGGAAGGGAGGGCUCGGGGUGUGUCUGUGUCUUCUUGCUGUGCGUGGGGCUGCUAAUGUCAGCUGCAUUCAUGCUGCUUCUGUUGGUAGCUGCUUCCAUGAGAGCUGUCCGUGCCGGCAGUGCCCCGGUGGGGGGAUGUGCUGGGUCCCUGCUGCGGCGGCAGGGCAGGUUGUGUGCAGGUUCUCUCUCAACACUACCUAGACCCUUUUGGCUCAUCUCCCAACUACUGGAGCUCUUUAGACAUUUCCUCUCCAUUUAUCUUUGACUCCACCAACCUCAACCGGAAGGGAAGGAAAAAAACCAAACCAAACCCAAACCCCCAGGAUUGUGGAGGAGCCUGCCCAAUGUCAGUCCAUUAUUGGGGUCUGUUAAAAAAAAAAGCAAAGCAAAAAGCAAACAAUGGAGUUUUCUAUGACUCUGAAAUUUGUGCACAAUAAAUGUUCUUUAAGAUCCUUGGAUUAAUUCUAGUCUGGAUUCUUUUUCUUUUCGUUGGUGUUGUUGUUGUUCUUUGUCCUGUAAUUAUUUCCUCUCCCUACCUGUGUUUGGACCUGAGCUUAGUUUGUUAAUAUGUAUAAUUGAGCGUUUCUUGCAUCCAUCUGUAAAUAGGAGCGAGUGCUGUAAGCUAUUUCAGUGCCGGGGAGGGCUGGGGGUGGCCUCCCCGCAGGCGUUCAGGACGGCAGGGUCGGGGUCGUUCUUUUGUAUUGUACAAUAACAGCUCCUUUGCAGCCGGCAGGAGGAAUUCUUGGGGGGCCUGUGCAUUUUAAAUACAAAUGUGAAGUACAUGUAUAUAAACACCAGUAAACAAUGCAAACCUUUCCUCUGAAAUAAAAAGUAGCUGAUCUGGUUAAA